CCCACUUCCGCUUCCGGCCCGGCCGCCGCGAUGUCGGACUCGGAGAGCGAGGAGGAGGCGGAUGGCGGCCGCGCGGAGCCGUUCUCGCUGGCCGGCUUCCUCUUCGGCAACAUCAAUGAGGCCGGGCAGCUCGAAGGGGACAGCGUCCUCGACAAGGAAUCCAAGAAGCACCUGGCCGGGUUGGGUGCCCUCGGGCUGGGCAACCUGAUUACUGAGAUCACAGCCAGCGAGGACGAGAGCGCGGAGGCUGACGGAGCUCAGCUGGAUGAGGAAGGUUGGGUUAAGAGCACAGAAGAUGCUGUUGAUUACUCAGAUAUUAAUGAAGUGGCAGAAGAUGAAAGCCGUCGGUAUAAGCAGGCAAUGGGCAGCCUGCAGCCGAUUGGAAGGCAAGAUGAAGAUGAGGAUGAUUAUGAUGCUGACUGUGAAGAUAUCGAUUCCAAACUGAUGCCGCCGCCACCACCACCUCCAGUGCCUGGAAAGAAAGAAGAUGAAAAGGAUGCAGCUGCCACUGGAAUCGUGCAGCGAGACGCUUCCAAGCUGUUGCCAAGUGUUACAGAACUCUUCCCGGAGUUUCGACCAGGCAAGGUGCUGCGUUUCCUCCGUCUCUUCGGCCCUGGGAAGAACAUCCCGUCCGUUUGGCGCAGCGCCCGCAGGAAGCGCAAGAAGAAGCACCGGGAGCUGGCGCAGGAAGUGCAGAUCCAGGAGGGCGAAGUUGGAGUGGAGAGCGGAACGGAAGGCAAAUCUCCCUGGGAAUAUGAGUUUGCUGCCCCCCCCCCUCCUGAGCAGUGCCUGUCAGAUGAUGAGAUUACUAUGAUGGCACCUGUGGAAUCAAAAUUUUCUCAGUCAGCUGGUGAUACAGACAAGGUGACAGAUACAAAGCCUAAAGUGGCAGAGUGGCGCUACGGCCCAGCGCAGCUCUGGUAUGACAUGCUGGGAAUCCCAGAAGAUGGCAGUGGAUUUGAUUAUGGUUUCAAGCUGAAAGAGAAGACAGAGCAGGAGGUUAAAGGACAGACAGAUGAGAAGGAUGCAGAGUUGGUGGAUGAGAAGGAUGAUCUGCUAGCUGAUGAACACUUCCUUAUGGUGACACAGCUCCAGUGGGAAGACGAUGUUAUAUGGAAUGGAGAAGAUGUCAAACACAAAGGAACAAAAACGCAGCGGGCGAGUUUGGCAGGCUGGCUGCCGUCAAGCAUGACUAGAAAUGCCACUGCAUACAAUGCCCAACAAGGGUUGAACCGCAGUGGCUCUUUACUCAAUCCACCCAUUCCUCUAGCACAGAAACCAGGUGUAGCAGGAGUCCUAGGUAUGGCAAAGGGCAAAGAAAAGCAAACCCCUGAGCAGCAAGUUUCCCUGGAUGAAGACAAGCCGUGGUACUCCAUUUUCCCAAUUGAUAAUGAAGAGUUAGUGUAUGGCCGGUGGGAAGACAAUAUCAUCUGGGAUGAUCAGGCAAUGGAGACCUACUUGGAUCCCCCUGUCUUGACACUUGAUCCAAAUGAUGAAAACAUCAUUCUAGAAAUUCCUGAUGAAAAGGAAGAAAUGACUUUGAAUUCUCCAUCCAAGGAAAACAAAAAAGAGUCUUCUCUAAAGAAGAGCCGAAUACUGUUGGGAAAAACAGGUGUCAUAAAGGAAGAGCCACAGCAGAACAUGUCCCAGCCCGAGGUGAAGGAUCCCUGGAACCUCUCCAAUGAUGAGUUUUACUACCCUAAGCAGCAGGGACUUCGAGGAACCUUUGGAGGCAACAUCAUCCAGCACUCUAUUCCAGCAGUGGAACUUCGCCAGCCAUUCUUUCCCACCCAUAUGGGUCCUAUGAAGCUCCGGCAGUUUCAUCGCCCUCCCCUGAAGAAAUACUCUUUUGGUGCCCUGUCCCAGCCAGGGCCGCAUGCUGUGCAACCCCUACUGAAGCACAUAAAAAAGAAAGCUAAGAUGAGAGAGCAGGAGCGUCAGGCUUCUGGGGGCGGUGAGAUGUUCUUCAUGCGGACACCGCAGGACCUGACUGGCAAAGAUGGAGAUCUCAUUCUUGCUGAAUACAGCGAGGAAAAUGCUCCUUUAAUGAUGCAGGUUGGCAUGGCAACGAAGAUUAAAAAUUACUACAAAAGGAAACCUGGCAAAGAUCCUGGAGCUCCAGACUGUAAAUAUGGAGAGACUGUUUAUUGUCACACUUCUCCAUUCCUGGGUUCUCUGCAUCCAGGCCAGCUACUGCAGGCAUUUGAAAACAACCUUUUCCGGGCUCCUAUCUAUUUACAUAAGAUGCCUGAGACAGAUUUCCUGAUUAUCCGGACGCGACAAGGCUAUUAUGUCCGAGAAUUGGUGGACAUUUUUGUAGUUGGCCAGGAGUGCCCGCUUUAUGAAGUACCUGGUCCAAACUCCAAACGAGCUAACACCCAUAUCAGAGAUUUUCUGCAGGUUUUCAUUUACCGCCUCUUCUGGAAAAGCAGAGACCGUCCUCGGAGGAUUCGCAUGGAGGACAUCAAGAAGGCCUUUCCCUCACACUCAGAGAGCAGCAUCCGGAAGAGGCUGAAGCUCUGUGCUGAUUUCAAACGUACAGGGAUGGACUCCAACUGGUGGGUUUUAAAGCCGGAUUUCAGAUUGCCAACAGAGGAAGAGAUCAGAGCAAUGGUAUCCCCAGAGCAGUGCUGUGCUUACUACAGCAUGAUUGCAGCUGAGCAGCGGCUGAAGGAUGCAGGUUAUGGGGAGAAAUCCUUCUUUGCACCAGAAGAAGAGAAUGAAGAGGAUUUCCAAAUGAAGAUUGAUGAUGAGGUGCGCACGGCUCCAUGGAACACCACACGAGCCUUCAUUGCUGCCAUGAAGGGCAAGUGUCUUCUGGAAGUGACUGGUGUAGCAGAUCCUACUGGUUGUGGUGAAGGAUUUUCUUAUGUGAAGAUUCCAAACAAACCAACUCAGCAAAAGGAUGAUAAGGAACCCCAGCCCGUGAAAAAGACAGUAACUGGGACAGAUGCUGAUCUUCGUCGACUUUCUCUCAAAAAUGCCAAGCAGCUUCUGCGUAAAUUUGGAGUGCCUGAGGAGGAGAUCAAAAAGCUGUCCCGGUGGGAGGUAAUUGAUGUGGUACGCACGAUGUCUACAGAGCAGGCUCGUUCAGGAGAAGGUCCUAUGAGCAAAUUUGCACGUGGCUCUCGGUUUUCUGUAGCAGAACAUCAAGAGAGAUACAAAGAGGAGUGUCAGCGCAUUUUUGAUUUGCAAAAUAAGGUUCUGGAAUCCACUGAGAUCCUGUCAACAGACACAGACAGCAGUUCAGCUGAAGACAGUGACUUUGAAGAGAUGGGAAAGAACAUUGAGAAUAUGUUACAGAAUAAGAAAACUAGUUCUCAGCUCUCUCGGGAGAGAGAAGAGCAGGAACGAAAGGAGUUGCAAAGGAUGCUUUUGGGAGAAGACAGUGGGAAUGACAAAGACAGGGGCAAAAAGGACAGGAGAGACAAAAAGGGGCUGUCAUCAGCUUCAGGAGCCUCUGCAAACUCCCACAAAGAUGACGACACUGCCUCAGUAACCAGCCUUAAUUCCUCUGCCACCGGCCGCCGCCUCAAGAUCUAUCGCACGUUUAGAGAUGAGGAUGGCAAGGAAUAUGUGAGGUGUGAGACGGUCCGGAAGCCCUCCGUCAUCGAUGCCUACUGCCGCAUAAGGACGACCAAAGACGAAGAGUUCAUUCGCAAAUUUGCUCUGUUUGACGAGCAGCACCGCGAGGAGAUGAGGAAGGAGCGGCGCAGGAUCCAAGAACAACUACGGCGAUUGAAACGGAACCAAGAGAAAGAGAAACUCAAGGGCCCUCCAGAAAAGAAGCCCAAGAAAUUGAAAGAACGUCCAGAUCUGAAACUAAAAUGUGGAGCGUGUGGUGCAAUUGGCCAUAUGAGGACUAAUAAGUUCUGCCCUCUUUACUACCAAACAAACGCCCCGCCUUCUAAUCCUGUUGCAAUGACAGAAGAGCAGGAGGAAGAACUGGAAAAAACAGUCAUUCAUAAUGAUAACGAAGAACUCAUCAAAGUAGAAGGAACAAAAAUUGUCCUUGGAAAGCAACUGAUAGAGAGCGCGGAUGAGGUUCGCAGGAAAUCGCUGGUCCUGAAGUUUCCUAAGCAGCAGCUCCCUCCAAAGAAGAAGAGGCGAGUGGGGACAACUGUUCACUGUGACUACCUGAAUCGUCCUCAUAAGUCCAUCCACCGACGUCGAACUGAUCCCAUGGUGACGCUGUCGUCCAUCCUGGAGGGCAUCAUCAAUGAUAUGAGGGAUCUUCCUAAUACAUACCCCUUUCACACGCCAGUCAAUCCAAAGGUUGUCAAAGAUUACUAUAAGAUUAUUACUCGGCCCAUGGAUUUGCAGACCUUGCGUGAAAAUGUUCGUAAGCGGCAAUAUCCAUCCCGGGAGGAGUUCAGAGAACACCUGGAGCUAAUUGUGAAGAACAGUGCAACGUACAAUGGGCCAAAGCACUCACUGACUCAGAUAUCUCAGUCCAUGCUGGAUCUGUGUGAUGAAAAGCUGAAGGAGGCAAAAGAUAAACUGGCUCGAUUAGAGAAAGCAAUCAACCCCCUCCUGGACGAUGACGACCAAGUGGCCUUUUCCUUCAUUUUGGAUAACAUUGUCACUCAGAAGAUGAUGGCAGUUCCAGAUUCUUGGCCAUUUCAUCAUCCAGUCAACAAAAAGUUUGUUCCUGAUUAUUACAAGGUCAUUGCUAAUCCAAUGGAUCUAGAGACCAUCUGCAAGAAUAUCUCCAAACACAAAUACCAGAACAGGGAGACUUUCCUGGAUGAUGUUAACCUCGUCCUUGCUAACAGCAUUAAGUACAACGGGCCAGACAGUCAGUACACAAAAACAGCCCAGGAGAUCGUAAACAUCUGCUAUCAAACUUUAGCUGAGUACGACGAGCACCUGACCCAACUGGAGAGAGACAUCUCUACUGCUAAGGAAGCAGCACUGGAGGAGGCAGAUCUGGAAAGUCUUGAUCCUAUGACCCCGGGUCCCUACACUCCACAGAUGCGCCAGGGGCGAGGUAGGCUGGGCGAGGAAGACUCUGACGUAGAUAUUGAAGGGUUUGAUGAGGAUGAUGAUGGGAAACCUAAGACUCCGGCCCCAGAAGUUGAAGAUGCAGAUGGUGACCUUGCUGAUGAAGAAGAAGGAUCAACCCAGCAGCCCCAGGCCAGUGUCCUGUAUGAAGAUCUGCUCAUGUCGGAUGGAGAGGAUGAUGAUGAUGGGAGUGAUGAAGAAGGCGAUAAUCCCUUCUCAUCUAUCCAGCUCAGUGAGAGUGGAAGUGAUUCAGACGUGGAGACCAAUGCAGUGAGACCUAAACAGCCUCACGUUAUUCAAGAGAACACACGAAUGGGCAUGGACAAUGAAGAAAGCAUGAUGUCUUACGAGGGCGAUGGUGGGGAGGCAUCUCAGGUUAUGGAGGACAGUAAUAUCAGUUACGGCAGCUACGAAGAGCCAGACCCAAAGUCCAACACAAGGGAUACGAGCUUCAGCAGCAUCGGGGGCUACGAGAUCUCCGAGGAAGAGGAAGAAGAAGAAGAACAGCGUUGUGGACCGAGCGUGUUAAGCCAGGUGCACCUGUCUGAGGAUGAGGAAGACAGUGAGGAUUUUCACUCCAUUGCAGGAGACAGUGACCUGGACUCAGAUGAGUAACUGCCUGAGCACUGCUCGUCCUGCAGUGACCGCAGCCUGAGCUGCUCUCCUGGGUUUCUGAUGGCCCGCUUUGAACACCGUUGGUGCUGCAUUAACGCUGUGUUAACAAGGAGCAGCCUUCUCAUGUAAUAUUUUAUAUUAUAUGAAUAUUGUUUUAAUCAGCUCUAAAACAUGAGACUGAGGGAAUGGUGCACAAGGAGGUGGGGCUGUGAUGACCUUUAUUGGUUCUGGAAUCCCAGUGAAGACUGCCGUUUGUUCUUCAUCUUAAUAGAUGUAAGAUAAUUUAUUGGAUUCAUGUACAUCCAGCCGUGGAAAAGGAAGGCUGCUUGGAAUAAAACACCCUGCGCUUUG
Molecule: messenger RNA, 5970 nt
Organism: Tympanuchus pallidicinctus (lesser prairie-chicken)
Lineage: Eukaryota; Metazoa; Chordata; Aves; Galliformes; Phasianidae
Gene: TAF1
Product: TATA-box binding protein associated factor 1
Exons: 39
Coding region: 31-5619 (1862 amino acids)
Biological process (GO): transcription by RNA polymerase II; DNA-templated transcription initiation; RNA polymerase II preinitiation complex assembly
Cellular component (GO): transcription factor TFIID complex
Molecular function (GO): RNA polymerase II general transcription initiation factor binding; RNA polymerase II general transcription initiation factor activity; DNA binding
Source: RefSeq, a predicted model, not a curated record